This is a messenger RNA of Cladophialophora yegresii CBS 114405, 1551 nucleotides long. RefSeq lists its product as uncharacterized. The transcript has a single exon. The record is from RefSeq and is a predicted model, not a curated record. The coding region runs from base 1 to 1551 and encodes 516 amino acids. Gene Ontology annotation, biological process: transmembrane transport. Gene Ontology annotation, molecular function: transmembrane transporter activity. NCBI's taxonomy places the organism in Eukaryota, Fungi, Ascomycota, Eurotiomycetes, Chaetothyriales, Herpotrichiellaceae.
AUGUCCCCCCGUGUUAUUACCAGCGCCGUCGAGCGUGUUGCGCGCAUCGACGUCCAACACGGCCAGGCCCGUGUUGGGAGGGAGCUCCGUCCCCGAGAGACGGUGCUCCCCAUCGCCAUCGCCUCCUUCUUCCUCUUUUUUAUGUGGGGCCUAGCCUACGGGCUCCUCGACAUCAUGAACUACCACGUCAAGGUAGCCAUGGGCGUUAGCCGCGAGAAGGCUGCCAUCCUCGCCGCGGGGUACUACACAGCGUACAUUCCCGGCACGCUUCUCAUCGGCGGCCCGUUGGUGAAGCGGUGUGGGUACCGGGUCGCCAUGGCGGCCGGGUUGUUCAUCCUUGCGGUGGGCAAUGAGCUCAUGUCCAUCGGCGCGGCGAAUUGCUCGCUCUGGGGCAUGGUGGCCGGCCAUUUUGUCAUCGGUCUCGGUGUGUCGACGCUGGAGCGCUCCGCGAACCCCUAUGCCGUCAACUGCGGCCCCGAACGCCAGGCCACGUUGCGCAUCCUGGUGGCCCAAGCUUGGGCCGGCAUCGGCACGGUGGUCGCGCCUUUCCUGGCCAACGCCUUCAUCUUUAACCUGGAUACCUCGACCAUGCGCCCUGCUGCCGAUCCCCUCCGCAAAGGCCGAUGCCUCAUGCCGGACAAGGCGGCCUCGGGCUGCGACAAGCUCGGCAGCGUCAUCACUUUCUACCGGCUCCUGGGCGCGUGCCUCGGUUCGUUGGCGCUGGUCAUCUCCAUUCUCUUCUUCCGCACCACCUGGUUCCCGGAGAUCGCAGUCCCCGUCCCUGCCAACAAGGCCACGUUUGGCUGGAAGCUGUGGAAGCACUCGCUGGUGUCGACCCGGUUUGCUCGCGUGUGGUGGGCCUUCUUCGCCAACUUCGUCAACCUGGGCUGCCAGGUGACGUUUGCUCAGUUCUUCAUCGAGCACAUGAAGGUCAACGCGUGCCAGAGCGAUAACAUGGCCGCCAUUUGGAUGUCGGUGGCCCAGACAGCAUUCGUCGUCGGUCGCUUCUCUGCUGCUGGACUCGUCGCCUUCCCCAAGGUGUUCCGGCCUCGAUGGGUGCUGUUAUGCUUCAUCGCCGGUGCGGUGGCCUUUGUCGGCACGGGAACCGGCAUCUCGGCCGAGGCUGCAAUCGCCGUAGCCGUCAUGGUCAUGUUCUUCGAGGCACCAUCCUUCCCCAUGGUGUUCGAGAGCGCGACCGCCGGCUUCGACGAGUGGAAGGCCUCUUGCGAGACGCUGAUGAUCGUCAGCAUCUCGGGUGGUGCUCUCCAGCCGGCGCUGAUGGGUCAGCUUGUCGAGCUCGUUGGCAUCUCCCCUGCCUGGUGGUUGACCGCUGGGUGCCUCGGCCUCGUGCUGACAUACCCGUUGGCCAUCAACUUGAUCCCGCGGUUCUACAAGGAGCUCGACCGGGCCGAGAGCGGCAUCGGGGCAAAUGAGCAGACGGGCGCUGAUGAAGAGGCAGGGCUCCAAAGAGCAUCGAAGGAGGGGUUCCGGGCUCGGGUGAUGAACAUGGUGACGUGGAGGCGCAAGUCGGCCAGUUCGGAGUCAGCAUAG